AUGAUUUUCUUUCGAUUCUACCUUCUUUUUCAUCAAUUUUCUCUUUCAUUUUGGUUUUCUUCUUUCUUUUCGUUAUUUCUUCUGUCUUUCUAUUUUCGUUCGAUGCCGCUUCACAGUGCUUCACCAUCAUCACAUGUUGAUUUUAUUACAUCGAAUUUUUCUUUCCUUUUUCUCUCUCUUUUCUCUCUCUCACUUUUCUCUCUCUCACUAUUCUCUCUCUUCUCUCUCUCGUUACUCUCACUCUCUUCUCUCUCUACUCUCACUCUCUUCUCUCUCUUUACUACACUUUCUUCUCUCUCUUUACUACUCUCUUUACUACUUUAUCUCUCCCUUCUCCUCUCUCUCCCUUCCCUUCUCCUCUCUCUCCCUUCUCCUCUCUUUCCCUUCUCCUCUCUACCCUAUCUCUCUUAUCUCCUCUCUCUCUUCUCUCUCCUCUCUCUCCUCACUACUCUCUCUCUCUCUUCUCUCUCUCCUCACUACUCUCUCUCUCUCUUCUCUCUCACUCUCUGA
Acanthosepion pharaonis is the source of this 510-nucleotide messenger RNA. Lineage: Eukaryota; Metazoa; Mollusca; Cephalopoda; Sepiida; Sepiidae. The record is from the annotation of a GenBank genome assembly.